Messenger RNA from Brachypodium distachyon (stiff brome), 949 nucleotides. Its product is annotated as thioredoxin M2, chloroplastic. Gene Ontology annotation, cellular component: cytoplasm. Gene Ontology annotation, molecular function: oxidoreductase activity, acting on a sulfur group of donors, disulfide as acceptor; protein-disulfide reductase activity. The record is from RefSeq and is a predicted model, not a curated record. NCBI's taxonomy places the organism in Eukaryota, Viridiplantae, Streptophyta, Magnoliopsida, Poales, Poaceae. The transcript is spliced from 2 exons. Bases 116 to 646 code for a protein of 176 amino acids.
CCCAGCUUCCCUUUCCAAGUUCCCCAUCCAUCCCCCCGUCCUCCUCGCGCAUCACAACAAACACGCUCUUCUCCGCUUCUGGAACUCUCAUCCGGUCAUCCCGUCCGCAUCGCCCAUGGCCUCCGCCCUCGCCAUCGCCGUCCCCGCGACCUGCUCUCCCCUCGUUGCCAGCUUGCGCGCGCGGCGCUUCCACGCGCUCCCGUCCACCCGCGCCCCGCGAUCCCCGGCCCUCCGCGCUGUCACCGACCUCGCCGGGAACCGCCGGGGCGUUGGCCGUGGCGCGUCGGUCGUGUGCGCGGUCCAGGGCCAGGACACCUCCAUCCAAGUUCCUGAUGUCACGAAAGGGACAUGGCAAUCGCUUGUUAUGGAGAGUGAGCUUCCUGUCCUUGUUGAGUUCUGGGCUUCAUGGUGUGGACCAUGCAAAAUUAUUGAUCCAGUUGUUGGCAAGCUCUCAAAGGAAUAUGAAGGGAAGUUGAAAUGCUACAAGCUCAACACCGAUGAGAAUCCAGACAUAGCAAGUCAGUAUGGCGUCCGGAGCAUACCAACCAUGAUGAUAUUCAAGAAUGGUGAGAAAAAAGAUUCGGUGAUCGGAGCAGUGCCUGAAAGUACGCUGAUCUCAUGCAUCGAGAAAUUUGCUGAGAGGUAAAAUGCAGAAGAGACCUCCUGGACACGGUUUACUUAGCAUUCCACGUCCUAUGGUCAGAUCAUCGAAAACUUGACGUCAUCUGCACAAUCUUUCUAUACCCACGUGUAGAUAAUAUUGGAAAUUAACCUUCUGUGUAUCAUCAAUAAAUGAAUGAGGAAGUCUUGUGAUGAAAUUACCAAGGAAGCCUGAUUCCAUCUUUUCAUUCUUUUGGGCUGUAGAUAUAUAUGACAGGACUGUUAAUAGUCAUAUUCUAUACACUCAUAUGUGAUCCUUUACCACAUAACCUCAGUUCGUGCUUGAGUA